This is a messenger RNA of Danio aesculapii, 867 nucleotides long. It is a transcript of the gene ptrh2, whose product is annotated as peptidyl-tRNA hydrolase 2. Gene Ontology annotation, cellular component: cytosol; mitochondrion. Gene Ontology annotation, molecular function: peptidyl-tRNA hydrolase activity. The record is from RefSeq and is a predicted model, not a curated record. Gene Ontology annotation, biological process: negative regulation of anoikis; positive regulation of anoikis. Lineage: Eukaryota; Metazoa; Chordata; Actinopteri; Cypriniformes; Danionidae.
CGUCAUCAGUAAGCGUCUUCCUGUCACAAGCGGUGUGGAGUUGGAAGCAAACUUCAGGUUGCUGAAUCAUUUAGCUUUGUGACAUGAGGCUGGACUCUCUGUAUGGGCCUGUCGGUUUGGGUGUUCUGGCCGGUCUGGGCUGCGGGCUCUGUCUCGGAUGGCACCUCAGUGGGCGUUUUGGCAGAUCGUCCUGCAGCAUGAUGGCAGCUUUAGGGAGCAGCGCCAGCAAUGGCAGCGAGGCCAGUGUGAUGGGUGAGAGCGGAGAGUUCAAAAUGAUUCUGGUGGUCCGAACCGAUCUGAAAAUGGGCAAAGGUAAAGUGGCAGCGCAGUGCUCUCACGCUGCCGUGUCAGCCUACAAACAGGUCCAGCGGCGAAACCCAGAGCUCCUGAAACAGUGGGAGUACAGUGGACAACCCAAAGUGGUGGUCAAAGCUCCAGACGAGGAUUGUCUACUGGAUCUGCUGGCCCACGCCAAAGAGGUCGGGCUGCCUGUUAGUUUAAUCCAAGAUGCUGGAAGAACCCAAAUUGCUCCCGGGUCAAGGACAGUUCUACAGGCUGACCUGAUUGACAAAGUGACUGGACAUCUUAAAUUAUACUAAACAACAACACUAAUGGACUAAGACAGAACUAAGAGCAGGUCCUAGUUUAGUUUUUACAUGAUUAUAAAGAUUGGAUUAAUGAAAUUAAGUGGGUUAAAAUGACAUUGAUUUACAGGUUUAAACAUUUAAGUAAAUCAUUCACCUAUUCUAAUUCAAGUUUUUUUUUUGUAAGAUUAUAUACAUGAAAAAAACAACAACAAUGAUUUGGGAAUCAAAUGUCUCUAUCACUCCCUCAUAUCCAAUGGAAUAAAAGACGUUUUUUGGUAAA